CUCUCCUCCGUCCCCUUUUGCAAUCUGCUCCGAGCCCAGCGCUGGGCAUCAUCUCCUGGGCUUUCGGACCUUUCUCAGUGCCCCUGAGGGUGGCAUGGGCACGUGGCCCUUUGGCCUGGCAUCGGGAGACUUCAGAGGAAGGCUGACUGCGGAGUCAGAAGGACUCCAAGCAAGGGCAACAGGAUCCCUUCUUCAGCGUCACUUUUGCCCACCCUUGGCACUGCCAACCGCCUUUAAAGAGCUGCCGUCGGAAGAGCAACAAAAAAACUUUUGCACCUGGUUUUCUCUCUAGAUCAUCCCUUCCCAUCGCGUUCUUUUGGAAACCUGUUGGGUCUUGGCUGCCAAGCUCUUCAUGGUGCCCACGAAAUGCUGCCUCCUGUGCCACCCUUUCAUUUGGAGAAUCCAGAGAUCCAUCUUGCCUGGACGUUACCUUUUCAUGCAGCUGCCUUUUCCUUGGUUUCCUUUUAAGAAAAGCCUUUUUCCCUAGAAAAUCCUCCUCCCUGGAUUUCAAGGGGUCUGUUUUGAUUCUGACUGACUGCCAUCUGCCUCAUCAUGGAAGGGAAGGAUGGAGCCAGAGUCAGCCUGGUCCUCAAUGCCAGCCUUGCCCCCACCUUGAAGGCCGAGCUCCUCCUGUGCCCAGUGAACACAGACUUCACCCAGUGGUUCCUGCCUGCCUUUUACCUGGUGGUCUCCCUGAUGGGGCUUCUGGGGAAUGGGCUGGGCUUGUGGAAUCUGUGCCUCACCUCUCGGAAGAGCGGCUGGAACGCCCUGGGUGUGCUGGUGUGCAACUUGGGGGUGGCAGAUUUGCUGUAUGUGAUCACUCUGCCCUUCCUAGUCUCCUACUAUCUACAGGGCCGGGUGUGGGUCUUUGGCCCAGGCUGGUGCCGCUUGACCCGGCUUCUCUUCCAUCUCAACCUCUAUGCCAGCAUUGGCUUUCUGACCUGCGUCAGUGUCCACCGUUAUCUGGGCAUUGUUCACCCUCUGAGGAUGCUGGGCAGAUGCCAGACCCUCAGUCCAUCCAUUUCCCUCAGCAUCAUGGUUUGGGUUUGGGUCAUCAUCCAGCUGUCUCCGGAUUUCAGCUUCAGUAAAAUGGACCAGGCGGGGGUGAGGUGCCAUGACACAACACACCAUGAGAACCUGGAUACUUACAUGCCAUAUAUCUUGACCAUCACUGUAACUGGCUUUGUUGUCCCUUUCCUCAUCAUCACCGGAUGCUACUGCCGUGUGGUCAUGGUCCUUUGGAGGAAUCAAAAUGUGGACCCCGUCCUCAAGCGUAGGAGUAUCACCUUGGUGGUGCUGGUGUUGGUGCUUUUCUCGGUCUGUUUCCUCCCCUAUCACAUCUUUCGGAACCUGAACUUGCAGUCCCGCAGGUGGCAACUCCAGGGGUCCUGCUCUCAGACUUUAAGGAACAUCUAUGUCUCCUACCAGGUGACCCGAGGCCUGGCCAGCCUCAAUAGUGCCCUGAACCCUCUGCUGUACCUGAUGGCCAGCGAGGACCUUGUGGUGCGAUUGAAAACUUUUGGUCAAACCAUUGGACGGGCCCUGAGGUUUCUUUGGCCAAGCCAAGCCCAGCAGCACUUGGGUCAAAAGAAAUCAAGCAUUAUUCUGGAGGAGGAAUGUGAGGAGGUGUCAGAUGAUCUUUGAGCUGAUUCCUUCUUUUUGUUUUCCACCUAUAUGUGUGUGUAUGUGCUUUCCCUGUCAUUUGUUGAUGUAUGGUAUACCCAUAAAUUUCAUAGGGUUUUCUUAGGCAUCCAUCCAUUUCCCUCAGCAUCAUGGUUUGGGUUUGGGUCAUCAUCCAUGGAGUCGUGUUUGCCGGUAGGACUGAGGCAAAUCUUUGAAGCACUACAUAAAUGAUUAAAAGCUGUGAGCAAAGAUAACAGUGGGAUGAGCAUGAUACUUGUGUGUCAGCAGAAUAGAAGAGCUUAUCAAAAUGUAAUAUUGCUGAGUUUGAUAACUCUCCACCUUUAUACAGUUAUUUGUUCAGUUUGAUAGCCCUGCACCUGCUUAUUCAUGAUAUCUUUUUUUUACACUGAUUUGAUAGCCAAACACCUGUCUGUUCCAUUGUAUGCCUAUUCUGUAUGGCUGGAGUCCUCUGCAUUUAAAAUCAGUUUUUUUUAGCAGCCUAGUGCACAGAACUGCAAACACUUUAAGUAUAUAUGUGCGUAAUAUCACUUGUUUGCAUAGGUAUGUGUGUGUGAGGGAGAAAGAAAGAAUGAGGCGGUAAGACUCAAAGGAGAGGGGAUAUCCAGAUGCCUUUAGUAUAACACCUGUCUAUCUGUAAAAAUGUCUAUUUCUCAUUCCUAGGGAUAGCAAGGCUAUUUAAAAUGGCCAUCAGUAUUAGUUUAGGAUUUGAUAUUUGUCUUGACAUUUCCUGAUCCUCAUUCCCUUUAGGUUAUGAAUGAACAACAUAGACAUUUAGAAACAAAGGUGCUGUGUAAAAAUCUUUGAGCAAUAGAAACAUGUGGCUUUGUUCUUGAAAGAUACAGUGUCACACUCCAUGAAAAAAUAUAGAUAGUGUGUUCUGAAAUAUGUUUUGGAGUGACUAUAUUGGUAAUGUUGUUUAAUGACUAUUAUACUUGUCCCUCCACAUUUGCUCAGGUUAGGGGCACAGGACCCCCAUGAAUGUGGAAAAAUCACAAAUAACAAAAAUACUAUGUUUUUACCUCUCUAGGAAUCUCUAGGUCCUCCAGUGCAACUCUGUGGUCAACAUCUGCCAGACAUUGACCAUAGAAUUGCACUGGAGGAGCUACAAAUGCUUAGUGGAGUGUUCUCUAGGAAUCUCUAGGUCCUUCAGGGCAACAUUUCAUUCAAGUUGACCAUACAUUUGUACUGGAGGAUCUAGAGAUUCCUAGAGAGAACAUAUUAAUCAAAUCAGUGAAUAAUCAAAUCCUCAAAAGUCAAAGCCACAAAUGUGGAGGGACAAGUGUAAUAUAAAUGCGAUGAUGAUGAUGAUGAUGAUGAUGAUGAUGAUGAUGAUGACAACAAUGACAAUGGUUCUAGAAACAGAUAGCUGUACUGCUUUUUUAAAAUAAAUUCAUACAAAUUCUUUUGUUGUGUAUAAUAAGAUUUAAAGUCAGAAAUUAAAGGUGCAGUCCUGUGAUCCAGAGACAGUGUCCCGGGGCAAUAAGAUUGACUAGAUCUUCUCUGUGGAGAUAAUCAACAAUGAACUCCAUUCAGAAAGGGAGAUGCAGAUUCCCAUUUCUGGUCCUUAACCAGGCUUUUAAGUUUCCUCACAAGACCAAAAAGAAAAGGAGGAAAAAGUGUUUUUGGCCUCUAGUACUGACAAUGAACUCACUUGAACUAUGGCUCCUCAGUCUCCAAAUCCCUACCCACCAAACCCAUCAAAUUGGAGAGGAGGUAGUCUAACAGUAGUUCCACCUACUGAUUACAAUGCAAAGGUUUCUUUUAUACUGGUGAAAAACAAACCUCUGUAAGGACAGGGCUGAAGAACAGCUUUAGCAAGAGGAUGGAAGAAUAUGAGACUUCAGCAUUGAGACAAAUCAUCUUUCUGCUCCUUUCUCCUUUAGACUGUACACUAAAUAAGUUUUGUGGUGGUUACAGACACACUACAGAGGCUGCACUUAGGAUAAACUAGUGAGUACUUGAGAGAUGUGCUGUCAUAAAAAGAAUUAAACUAGGGACCUCUAGAGCUAAAGUUGAUAAUAAGGGCUGACAUGCCAUUAACCUGUGUUCUGCUGAGAAAAAACAUAGCAACCACCCAGGAGCCCUUUCACAGUAACUAACUAUAGUACUGGAUUCCACUUUAAUGGCUGUAGCUGAAUUCUAUGGACUCCUGGGGUUUGUAGUUUGGUGAGGUUGUUGUUGUUGUUGUUGUUUUUGUUGUGUGCCUUCAAGUCAUUUACAACUUU
Molecule: messenger RNA, 3869 nt
Organism: Sceloporus undulatus (fence lizard)
Lineage: Eukaryota; Metazoa; Chordata; Lepidosauria; Squamata; Phrynosomatidae
Product: P2Y purinoceptor 1-like
Exons: 1
Coding region: 553-1644 (363 amino acids)
Biological process (GO): G protein-coupled receptor signaling pathway
Cellular component (GO): membrane
Molecular function (GO): neuropeptide receptor activity
Source: RefSeq, a predicted model, not a curated record